Messenger RNA from Drosophila kikkawai, 871 nucleotides. Its product is annotated as ubiquitin-conjugating enzyme E2 S-like. NCBI's taxonomy places the organism in Eukaryota, Metazoa, Arthropoda, Insecta, Diptera, Drosophilidae. The record is from RefSeq and is a predicted model, not a curated record.
UUUAAUUUCGAAAACAAAACAAAUCAAAACCCAUCUCGUAGUCAUGAGCUCAAUAACCCUACUUAAUGACAGCCUGUCGCCGCAGGUCAUCCGCCAGGUAAUGCGGGAGCUGCAGGACAUGCAGACGGAGUCGCCGGAGGGCAUAAAGCUCCUCAUCAACGAACGCGAUGCCUUGGAUAUCCAGGCUCUUAUUGAAGGACCCAUUGGCACACCCUAUGCCGGUGGUAUUUUCCGCAUCAAACUAACCCUAAACAAUGAUUUUCCCAGCACUCCGCCAAAGGCAAUUUUCCUUACCAAAAUCUUUCACCCGAAUGUCUCCCUCACCGGGGAGAUUUGUGUGAAUACAUUGAAAAAGGACUGGAAGCCGGAUCUGGGCAUUAAGCAUAUACUGAUCACCAUCAAGUGCCUGCUGAUUGCUCCCAAUCCAGAGUCAGCCCUAAAUGCAGAGGCUGGCCAGAUGCUUCUGGAGCAAUACGAAGACUACUCGAAGCGGGCACGCAUGAUGACAGAGAUUCAUGCCAAGUCGGUAUAUGCUGGAGAGGCCAAGCCAGCAGAGUUGCAGGAGCAGAAGAUGAAGGACACACUCAAGGAGAAGCUGCUCAAGGAGAAGAAGCGAGCGCUGAAGAGGCUUUGAGAAUGGGUAGUAAAUAAUAAUAAUAAAAGCGGGAUCAGGAGCAGGACUACAUGAAGAGAUAGAUAUAAAUACAAAGGUGUUGAGUGAAUUAAGUUGAAAAGGGAGUAUAAUUCUAUACUGUACAAUUUUAAUUCCGAUUAUAUAAAGUUUAUAAUGUUUAAAAAAUUAUAGAACAUUCCAAAAAGAAUAACUAAAAUGAUGAAUUUAUUAAAGCCCGCUAGCUUAUCCUUCUCCUAA